Meloidogyne enterolobii is the source of this 1077-nucleotide messenger RNA. NCBI's taxonomy places the organism in Eukaryota, Metazoa, Nematoda, Chromadorea, Rhabditida, Meloidogynidae. The record is from the annotation of a GenBank genome assembly.
GGAUUCCCUCUUUUGUUAGAUGUUAUUAUUUUUAUUGAAAGACAAAUACCCAAUGAAAAUGGUGAGGGGGAAAGAGGAGGAAUUGAUAAAAAUGGAGGAGGAAUAUAUCAACAAAAAUAUCAACAAUUUGAAUUUCGGGAAUUUUCUGUGGAGCUGGUUAAAAAGGUUUUUUUUAAUUUUAUUUUUUUAUUUGAGUCCACCCAAUGAAGACUUAUAAAUUUUAAAAGGGAAUGUGAAUAUUGAGGGAUUUGGGGGUGAUUGAAGGGGACGAUACCUGACUCCUUUCGAACUGGAGCCGGGGCAUUUUGGCAAAACUAAAUUGCUUGAUAGCUGUGCUGGGUAAUGCUCCGGGAGCUAGCUCCGGCUUCUAAAAUUCUCAAAAUUUUUGCCUGCGGCGCUAAAAAUUAAAAUUUUUGGCGCCUUUGGGGCCUAUUAUUAUUUUUAUUAACUCGUCCUUAACAAGAAAUACCCAAGUUGUAUUGACUAGUUUUAAAAAUUUUUCAACAAUCUUUUCUUUGGACUAUUAUGUUUUGCUUUAAUGUCAAUUCCACUUCGAGUAUUCGAAUUUUCUGUUCAUGAUAAAUUUUGUUCUUUAUCUAAUGUUGAAUAUAAUGAUUUGCGGAUUAAAAAUUAUUUUAAUUCUGAGGAAGCUUUGUAUAGAGAAAUUGUUUUGCCUGGUGAAUUGACAAAAUUGGAAUGGUGUAAUCAAAGUUUUUCCCUUUACAAUAUUUUAUUGCCAAAUUAUUACCAAUUUAUUCAACAAAAAUAUUGGGAUGUCGGGUUAUUUAAUUAUUGGAAAUGGCAAAAAUUACCCUUAUUUUUACUUGCUGCACCAACUUUGUGGAUUGCAUUUUAUGGAUUUAUUAAACAAACUUUUGGUCUAUUAUCAACAGAUUUGAGACCGAUACCGGAAAUUUUGGUUGAUAGAAAUGGGCAAAUACCUUUUGCUGUUCAUAUUUUGUUUUUGGCAUUUUCUGGUGUUGUGUUUUACAAUGUGGAGGGUGGGAAGUUUUUUAUGUUAUUAUUUUGUCGAUAGGGUGUUGUUCGGCCCCUUCUUGUUUUUCUUCCUUUCUUAUU